GCAGGUGCGGGAUUAUCGGAAGUGCUUCUCUAAAGCUGAACAAAGUGUGCGUUCUGCUACUGGUUCUCCUUUUAUUAGUAGAUUAUGCCUCAAAUUGUCGCUUGAAAAUGUGGUGAAGGAUAUUCCGCUGAUUUCAGACCAUGCUUGGACAUAUGGUGAUCUAAUGUUGAAUCACGGAUAUUAAGAGCUGUGGAACCACAACUUUGCCUAGACCCCACCCCGAAGUUAGACAGGCUUUGGAACAACCCAGUUUCCUCUAAGUUAAGUUUGGGUCUAGGCAAUAUAUUCAGGAAAAGACUAAGGGAGACUCCAGAAGUUACUGUCACAUCUAAUAGUAGGAUCCAUGGGAAAAAAUGUUUGUAUAGAUAGAGUGACGGAAAACUCAAAGUCAGGAGAUGUAGGACCUCUUGUGCAGCAGCCUCUUCAUGACAAUCUGAAUGCACAGGAUAAUGUACCAACAGAUUUGUUGACAUUGAAACGUGACAGUUUUGUGUCCAAGGCCUCUGUUCCAGCGUCACCUUUGGUAUCUCACCUGUCAAAAUAUCAAAUGGGAGUUCAGAGUCCUAGAAUUAUGCAGGAUCAUAAGCCAGAUAUUGUUCUGAAUGCAUCAGUAUCUUCUCCUGCUGCACCAGAUAGGAUGCUGUCAUACACAAAUGCUAUGACUUCCCGUGCUUCUAUACAUGGCAAGAGAGAGACUCAGGAUGGACAAGAAUCUUCCCUGCCCAACUCAAAUAAGAGAAGAGUUAGGCAAUUGGUUGCUGAUGUUAAUUAUCAGCAAUAUGUAGGCACACAGGUAGAUGGCCUUCACGCUCCAGAUUAUCAUUGGAAGAAUGCUUUAUUACUGCCGCAGUCAGUUUCCAGGGCUAUUCCUUAUGCUAACACCAUGCAAAACUACUGUCAACAGACUUUCCAAGGCGGCUUGAACCAAGAAGCUAGGACAAUGCCAUUUGCGCCAGGACAGCAAGGAAUUAGAUAUAAUGUAAAGAAACAGCCAGCUGAAAUAGAGAGAAUGGACCAAUUAGAGCCUCGAUGGACUAAGAAUGAGAGGCAGGUGGGGGAAUCAGCUAUGAACCUUACGGAUUUCCACCAGGCGCGAUUACAUCAAAUACUUCCCCAGCAGUUAACGCAAUUUGGUUUCCCACAGACAACCUGGAAUGGUCUUGGUCAACCUCUUGAGACCAAUCCCUGGAAAGCAUACUCACUUCAAAAGAGGAAAAUAGUGCAAAGUCCUUGUGCUUCUGCUGGAGGUUUGCGUGGAUCUCCUUUAUCAUCUAUAUCUGGAGGUAUUUCUGGUGGUCCAGUAGGACCUCAGUAUGGUGCAGCUGUGGUAAAUGGACUUACGCAAUUGAUGAAGGAGAAGCCAGCAGCCACAUCUGUUCCUUCUGCUGGUGUCUUAACAUUUAUGACUUCCAUUGCUAAUGGUUCCAUGCAGCAGCAACACCUGCCUCAAGUUGCUGCAAAGCGGAGAUCCAAUUCUGUUCCUAAGGCCCCUGUAAUGACGGGAGCUGGUUCUCCUGCCAGUGCCAGUAACAUGGGUUUUCCAUUCUAUGCAAGUAGUGCUUUUGUGGGAACUCCACCUCUGGCUGACCAAAUCAUGCUUGAAAGGUUCUCCAAGAUUAAAAUGGUGACAACGAGGUUUCAACUUAAUCGCAAAAAGAAUAAGGUUGACGAGUACUCCAGAAGGAAACAAAAUGUAUAUCCUGCUCAACAGCUGCUGCUUCAUCUUUCCAAUAAUUCAAACAAUGAAAAUUUCAAAGAUGAAAUCUGCAGAAUGGCACUGUCAAAGUCACUUGUUGGGGGAAGCAUGAAUAUUUGCAAAAAAAGAGCCUUGACAAUUCUGCAAACAGAGGAAGUACUUCAAGGUCUGUCUGCACUGCACUCCCCAUCUAGAUCAAGAUAUAGCCUAACUGAUCUUUUUGGCUAACUUGACGUUAUUCCCUAGAAAUGGUUUCUCUUUUGUUCCUAAGGAACGAACUAGAAUGAUCAUGUCAGAAAAGCCAAAUGAUGGAACUGUUGCAAUGCAUAUCGGAGAAAUGGAAGAUGCUGAAUACUUGACUGCUGAGGAUUACCUCCCAACACUGCCAAAUGCUGUGAGUUCUGAACACACACUGUUUAUUAUGGCUCAUGCAAUGCAUGUGCAUGCCUCUUCUUGCAGUGUCCACUACUGUGGAUUUAAUCAAGCUUGACAAGCUUCUAUUCUGAAGCCAACCAUUUAGAGCUGAAUCCUCGAUCAAAAAACCUCUUGUGGAACUCCCAAUACAGAAGGGAAAAAAAGGAAAAUGACAUGA
This is a messenger RNA of Nicotiana tabacum (common tobacco), 2288 nucleotides long. The record is from RefSeq and is a predicted model, not a curated record. Lineage: Eukaryota; Viridiplantae; Streptophyta; Magnoliopsida; Solanales; Solanaceae.